Messenger RNA from Prionailurus viverrinus (fishing cat), 4275 nucleotides. RefSeq names its product immunoglobulin superfamily DCC subclass member 3 (gene IGDCC3). Bases 1 to 2520 code for a protein of 839 amino acids. The record is from RefSeq and is a predicted model, not a curated record. Gene Ontology annotation, biological process: cell-cell adhesion; axon guidance. The transcript has 15 exons. Lineage: Eukaryota; Metazoa; Chordata; Mammalia; Carnivora; Felidae. Gene Ontology annotation, molecular function: protein binding. Gene Ontology annotation, cellular component: plasma membrane; axon.
AUGGCUGCUCCGCGCGCCGCGCCCCCGCGCAGCCCGCCCGCGCCGCGCCGGCUCCGGCUCCUACUGCCGCUGCUGCUGCCGCUGCUGCUGCCCGCGCCGAGCGACGCUGUGUUUUCUUCUACAGGAGUGGUGAGGUCGCUGAGAGUAAAGGUUCUAGAAACCUCCCUGUUCCUGAAUUUUGGGAAGUCUGAGUUGACGCUUGGUCUUGGCCACUCUGCUGAACUGGCAUUUGCUGUGGAACCAAGCGAUGAUAUUGCAGUCCCUGGGCAGCCUAUAGUGCUGGGCUGCAGAGUGGAGGGGACUCCUCCAGUGCGAAUCACCUGGAGGAAGAAUGGGGUGGAGCUGCUGGAGAGUACCCACUCCACCUUGCUGGCCAAUGGGUCCCUGAUGAUCCAUCACUUCCGGCUGGAUCGGGGAGGCAGCCCUUCAGACGAGGGUGACUAUGAGUGUGUGGCUCAGAACCGCUUUGGGCUGGUGGUCAGCCGGAAGGCUCGAAUCCAGGCUGCAACCAUGUCCGACUUCCACGUGCAUCCUCAGGCCACCGUGGGAGAGGAGGGCGGUGUGGCCCGCUUCCAGUGCCAAAUCCACGGGCUGCCCAAACCCCUAAUCACGUGGGAGAAGAACAGAGUCCCCAUUGACACGGACAAUGAGAGGUACACAUUGCUGCCCAAGGGGGUCCUGCAGAUCACAGGACUUCGGGCUGAGGACAGUGGUGUCUUCCAUUGCGUAGCCUCGAACAUUGCCAGUGUCCGGGUCAGCCACGGGGCCAGGCUCACCGUGUCAGGCUCAGGCUCCGGGGCCUACAAGGAGCCAAUGAUACUCGUGGGGCCUGAGAACCUCACCCUGACAGUGCACCAGACUGCGGUGCUUGAGUGUGUCGCCACGGGCAACCCGCGCCCCAUUGUGUCCUGGAGCCGCCUGGAUGGCCGCCCCAUCGGGGUGGAGGGCAUCCAGGUGCUGGGCACUGGCAAUCUUAUCAUCUCAGAUGUGACCGUCCAGCACUCCGGCGUCUAUGUCUGUGCAGCCAACAGGCCAGGCACCCGGGUGAGGAGAACAGCACAAGGCCGGCUGGUGGUGCAAGCCCCAGCUGAGUUUGUCCAGCACCCCCAGUCCAUCUCCAGGCCAGCUGGGACCACAGCCAUGUUCACCUGCCAAGCCCAGGGUGAGCCACCCCCUCAUGUCACAUGGUUGAAGAAUGGACAGGUGCUGGGGCCAGGAGGCCACGUCAGGCUCAAGAAUAACAACAGCACCCUGACAAUUUCUGGAAUCGGCCCUGAGGAUGAGGCCAUCUACCAGUGUGUGGCUGAGAACAGUGCUGGCUCCUCACAGGCCAGUGCCAGGCUGACCGUGUUAUGGGCUGAGGGGCUGCCUGGCCCCCCCCUCAAUGUGCAGGCAGUCUCUCUGUCACCCACUGAGGUCCGUGUGUCCUGGAAUGAGCCCCUGGUCAACACCAAGGAGAUUAUCGGCUAUGUCCUGCACAUCAGGAAGGCUGCUGACCCUCCGGAGCUGGAGUACCAGGAGGCAGUCAGCAAGAACACCUUUCAGCACCUGGUGAGCGACCUUGAACCCUCCACUGCCUACAGCUUCUACAUCAAGGCCUAUACCCCAAGGGGGGCCAGCUCAGCCUCUGCCCCCGUGCUGGCCAGCACCCUGGGUGAAGCACCUGCCCCACCCCCGUUGUCCGUGCGGGUCCUGGGCGGCUCCUCCCUGCAGCUGCUGUGGGAGCCCUGGCCCCGGCUGGCCCAGCAUGAGGGAGGCUUCAAGCUGUUUUACCGUCCAGCAAGCAGGGCCUCCUUCACCGGCCCUGUCCUGCUGCCUGCAACAGUCUCCUCCUACAACCUCAGCCAACUCGACCCCACCACGGUGUACGAGGUGAAGCUGCUGGCCUACAACCAGCAUGGGGAGGGCAAUGCCACAGUCCGCUUCGUAUCUUUGAGAGGAGCAUCUGAGAGGACAGCCCUGAGCCCACCAUGUGACUGCCGGAAGGAGGAACCCACCAACCAAACGUCCACUACAGGCAUCGUCAUUGGCAUCCACAUCGGGGUCACCUGCAUCAUCUUCUGUGUCCUCUUCCUCCUGUUCGGUCAAAGGGGCAGGGUCCUCUUGUGUAAGGAUGUAGAAAACCAGCUCUCCCCUCCUCAGGGCCCCCGGAGCCCAAGGGAUCCUAGCAUCCUGGCACUGAAUGGGGCAGGACGGGGAGAGCGGGGCCGAGACAAGAAGCGUGUGGACAUGAAAGAACUGGAACAGCUGUUCCCCCCAGCUGGGGCAGCGGGGCAGCCGGACCCCAGACGCGUGCAGGAUCCUGGGGACCCUGCCCUGUGUGAGGAGACCCAGUUCUCCAUGCUGCCACUUGAGGGAUUCAGCCUUCUGGAGGAGAGGACAUCAGAAGCCAAGGCCCCCUUCGCAGGCCCCGCAGCUGCCCUGCCACCCCAGGACGGAGGCCCCGGGUUCCUCAGUGAAGGACAGGCUACUCGGGCCUCCACAGCACCAGCUGCCCAGCCAGCUCACUCAGGCCAGUAGCCAGUGUCUGGCAGGCUUCGGAGGGGGCAACCCCCCAAUUCUCAGGUCAAAGGCAAGAUUUCUCCUGUCAUGUGGGACUUGGAUGGGGGGCUUCCCAGCAUUUCUGUCCUGACUGCCCCUCAGGUUGUCAAGACCUAAAGUAGCCUCAGCAGGGACCUCCCUCCCUAGAACCUGGAGGGGUUCCUUCAGGAGCCCCUCCCUUGGACUAAUGUCCCCCCUCACCUUUGCCUGGUACCCACAUGACUUGGAACUGAACUAAUGUUUUCCUUUAAAAAAAAAAAGAGAGAAAAGAGAGGGGAAGGUGAAUUAGACUCCAAAAAUACGCCCCUGCUGUGGCUGGGCCCCUGACACUGUCACCCUCCACUGACCUUGUUUUCUCAGGAUGGAUUUUUGCUGUUUGGCUCUCAGCACCUACCUCAGCCGGAAUGAAUGUUCUUGGGGGAGUUGGGCCGUGGCCUCAGCCCCCAUCCCCAAACAGAGCCCCAAAUGCACUCCUACCUCAAGCCCCUGUAGGGGCACCCCCCUCUCCCUUCCCAUAUUGUUGUCAAGAGUUUAAAAAAAAAAAAAAAAAAAAAGAAAAAAAAAAAAAGCACUUCCCCAUUUCCAGGUGUGAAAGAAAACAUCUACCUCAAGGCUCGCUGGCUCUCCGGGCCUGGUUGUUAUCACUGGACCCUCCUCCUGCCCGCAGCCCUUCUAUUGCUCCCCCAGAGAGGAGGCCGGAGGCUAAGUCACCAAGGGCAGGCCUCUCAGGAACUACAGAAAUAAAAAUGGAAUUGGUCAAAGAAAAUGUGAAAAAAAAAAAAAAAAAGCCAAAAAUGAGAGGAAAAUUUGUUCCUUAAAGUAUAAAUUGCUCCAGACCAGCCACCUCCCAGCAUGCUGCCGUUGCUCCUCCUUGUCCAUCUGUCCACUCCCGUUCCUACCCCCUCAAGCCAACUGAUCCUUGACUUGGAUCCCCACGACCCUCUCUCGGCCUGAGUGGGGGGUGGGGGGGUGGGUAUCACCCUGUGGCCUGCCUUCUAUUCUGCCCAGAGACACGGAGCCCCUGGAGCGGACUGGGCGUGUGACAGGUGUGUGCGCGUGUCGGACAGGGAGAUUUCCCUGGCACAGAUGCCCAGUGCUCUAUCCCAUGGGACACGGCCUGUUUGACCCAACCCCGGACAGUGGAACGACCACUGUCAGCAGAUGUGGCUGGAAGAUAUUUUUAUACAAGGUGUGUUUAAAGAUUUAUGUUCUUGUGACUUCUUGUUUUUCCUUUCUGUUGUGUUGUUUUUCAAUAUACUUAAAGUAGGAGAAAAAAAAAAAAACAAGGAAACAAAUACCUAUUUUUGGUUAAUUCAUUUUUUUAAAUAGAAGUAAAACUUUUUUUUAAAGAAAAAAAAAAAGAUAAGUGUAUUCCUUAAGUAUGAGAUUAGACCAUAAAGUCCCUGACCCCCAACCCUAAAGUUUAGUUAACUAGCUGAAGAAGGUAGAAUUUGUGGUGUUUUCCUAGGAGACUGGAGUCAUGUCCACGUGGACUCGGGAAAGGGCAGUCUGCCCCUUCUCCUGAAUGCUGGGCCUGUGCCGACGGCCCCUCAAAACUCCCACUCUGUCCCUGCAUUGGCCUCUCUGCACCCCCCUUCAUCCUGGAACCCCCUCUCCCAUGGGAAGAGCGGUCUGGGGUAGGAGUGGGAUGGGAAGCCCGCUGGCCUGACUUGACCUGACUUUUGUCACACUCUACUCAUUCUGACUGAAUAAAAGUCCUGUUGCCAAAGUGAA